GUACAUUACGGUCUUGGAAAGCCGCAAGAGAUCCUUCAUCCCAAUGAGACAGAAAAACAAUUCUUGUUUUUGUGGUUGAGUAUUCCAUUAUACAGCUUGUCAUUGACAUUCACCAAAGCCUCAAUUCUUCUUCUGUACAUUCGGAUCUUUGCGCUGCCUCGAUUUAUUCUUAUGUCGCGUAUCGCGCUAGGCGUCAUAAGCACAUAUGGACUUUGGUGUGUUCUCAGCUGCAUCCUGAACUGUAUCCCGGUAAAUGCAUUCUGGGACACCUCAAUUCAAGGUCGCUGCAUAAAAAGGGAAUUUUUAUGGUUUUUUAAUGCAGGUAUAAAUAUCGUUACCGACCUAGGCAUCCUGGUAAUGCCUAUUCCCGUUUUGUCUCACCUGCAACUUUCUUGGAAGCGAAAGUUUGGCCUCAUGUUAAUCUUCGCUGCAGGCAGUUUGUAUGUUUAUUAUCGCCUGCAUUACAAGCAUAAUCCGCCUCAAGGCAGUGGCCAUAGCAACCAAUUCCACCGAUUUGACAAGUCAGUCAUCUCGAUACGACCCACUAUAGAGACUAAUCGCUUUUUUAGGAUCCCUAGCUCCGAUUGCAACUUGGUCUUACGUGGAGAUGAAUAUGGGAAUCAUCUGCUCUUGUCUCCCGCCGUUGCAUCCGUUAUUCAGACGUACACUUCCAUGGCUUCUUUCUCCGAGUCGCCGAUGCUGCGGCAGUAA
This is a messenger RNA of Penicillium canescens, 711 nucleotides long. RefSeq lists its product as uncharacterized. The transcript is spliced from 3 exons. The annotation marks the transcript as partial. The record is from RefSeq and is a predicted model, not a curated record. NCBI's taxonomy places the organism in Eukaryota, Fungi, Ascomycota, Eurotiomycetes, Eurotiales, Aspergillaceae.